Messenger RNA from Nerophis lumbriciformis (worm pipefish), 3769 nucleotides. It is a transcript of the gene ttk, whose product is annotated as ttk protein kinase. Gene Ontology annotation, biological process: protein localization to kinetochore; meiotic spindle assembly checkpoint signaling; mitotic spindle assembly checkpoint signaling. The record is from RefSeq and is a predicted model, not a curated record. Gene Ontology annotation, molecular function: ATP binding; protein serine/threonine/tyrosine kinase activity; protein serine/threonine kinase activity. Gene Ontology annotation, cellular component: kinetochore; nucleus. Lineage: Eukaryota; Metazoa; Chordata; Actinopteri; Syngnathiformes; Syngnathidae.
AAUCAACAAGCAGUCCGGACGGAAGUGGCAUAUUUGAAAAGUAAUAGUUGAAGUCGAGACUUCAGCGACCGACUUCAGUGAAAAAGGAUAAAAAAUUACUGGCAUCGUAAAUACGAUGGAGGAAGAAGAGCAUACAGACAGAAUGCAGAAAUUUGCCAUGGUUUGUCAGAAGCUCAACAAAAUCAGAAAAUAUCUAAAUGAAGAUGACACUGACGAUAUUAAUCAGAUUGUCAGCUCAAAGUCGCCUGAAGCUUGUCGUUCAUAUUUGAUGGACCUGGAAAAGAAAGGGGACCCUCACUUGGAUUAUACCCAUCUCACCCGACUCAUUAAUUUUUAUACCAGAGUGUUCUCCAAUAUGCCACUGGGAGUACACUGUCAAAAUGAGAGCUAUGCCAGAAUGUUGGUCAGAUUUGCUGAGCUGAAAGUAAUUCACAACGUUGAUGAGGCAGAAGCCAAUUUUAAUGUGGCAAUAUCUCACAGCCAUAACUUUGCAUUUGUCCAUAUUGCAUAUGCAGAGUUUGCACUUUCUCAAGGCAAAACAAAGAAAGGUUUGCACAUAUUGCAGAAUGCAAUUGAACUUGGUGCCCAACCAAAAGAGCUGCUUGAGGCUGCUUUGCAGAGGUUGCAAGUGCAGCAAAUUGUUCCUUCAGAGGACAAGGGAAACGACCCACUAUUCUAUAACAGUACCACACACGAGUCUGUUAAAAAAGAUUCUGACUUCCAAAAAGGAAGCAGGAUGUCCGAUGGCACAGGUGAUUUGCUUCUGUCGAGCAUUUUUAACUCGGGGAGGGAAUCUCUUGGAGGUUCGUCAGAUGACUCGCUGCUGAAUUGGAGGUCGACAUCUUAUCGCAAGAGGGCUGUUGGAUUGCCAGGUAGAGUUCCGCUUGUUCCUUUCUCGAUCUCAGAAAAAGAUGAUGAUGACGAUUACCUUCUUGGGAGGCUAUCUAACAAAAAUGAUGCAUCAGCCAUCAAGAAUUUGUCUCGGCAAGCAUCUGAUUCCAGCGUGAGCACAAAGUUUGUGCCAUCCUCGUCAAAGAAAGUUGUUGGAGACAUUGUCAACUGUCCGUCAACAUCAGUAACUCCUGAUCCUCGCCCUUGGGAUGACCAAGGCUCUGUGGAUUCCACCACCACACUUCUGCAUACACAUGAUACAAAGGACACCCUAAAUUAUGAUGAUGUAACUUAUAAUUUUGAACAGGUCAUCAAUUCAAAUUCCCCUGAGUCAUGUUGGACUUACUUGGUAAACCUGGAAAAAAGAGGAAACCCUCAUACAGACAUCAACUUCCUAAAUAAGAUCAAGGACUAUUAUUCUAAAGUCUUUUCCCACCUGCCUAUAAGAAAAUACAGCAAAAACUCCACUUAUGCAAGAAUACUUGUCAGAUAUGCAGAACUCAAAGGCAUGGACGACCCUGAGGAAGCUGAAGACUAUUUCAUAGUUGCAAGGUCAAACUGCAAAGCCUUUGCGUUUGUCCACAUUGCACAUGCUCAGUUUGAGGUUUCUCAAGGAAAUGUGACCAGGGCGACUUCCAUACUUCUCAAAGCCCAGUCAUUAAAAGCUCAACCAGCUGAUCUACUGGAAGUAGCUCUGCGGAACCUGAAAACUGGAGAGAAACAACUUGUUCCCACUAAGAGGGAGCAAGUCCACACAGAUUUUGAAAUGGAUGUGUCAACUUUUGGCGGGAAUCAGGAGCCGCAGCACCCUGCUCGAGUUGCUGUCGCCCAAACAGUGGAGCCGCCCAAACCUGCCAGCAAGGAGGGUGUUUCAGAGUGGAAAAUACCAACUCUGAUGGAGCAUGUUUCUCCAGAGGAUAAACCUGUAACACCGCCUGCUCCCAAACUGCUUUCAAGUGCGCUGAACUCACUCCCAACUCCGUCUCUCCCUCGUCCAUCAAAAUCAAAUUCACAAAUUGUCUACCAGACUCCAAACAAUGACAGAAACCCAUAUGCUAACAGCUUUGUUACACCUAUUGUAAAGAGGGAUCCCGUGGUGUUAUAUUCCUCCACAGUUGCACCACACAGAAUUGGACCUGUUCAGCAGCCAUGCACGCCUUUGAACCAAGUAUCAGGUUUUCAGACUCCACAGGCUUCCUUUGCUGCACCAUCGAAUGAAACUAUAACCAUCAAAGGCAAGCAGUUCUUCAUUCUUAAAAUGAUUGGACAAGGGGGAUCCAGCAAGGUAUACCAGGUCCUGGAUCAUAAAAAACAGUUGUUUGCUGUUAAAUAUGUAGACCUCGAGGAGGCAGACACUCAGACUGUGGAAAGUUACAAAAAUGAGAUCCAACAUCUGAACCACUUGCAGCAAUACAGCGAUAAAAUUAUCAAGCUCUAUGACUAUGAAAUAACAAACAGCUACAUUUAUAUGCUGAUGGAGUGUGGAAAUCUGGAUCUAAACACAUGGCUGCGGAACCGAAAGACUGUGAAUCCACUUGAGAGAAAGUUUUACUGGAAGAAUAUGUUAGAAGCUGUCAGUAUUAUCCACCAACAUGGCAUCGUCCACAGUGACUUGAAGCCAGCUAAUUUUGUAAUCGUGAAUGCAUCACUGAAGCUGAUAGACUUUGGCAUUGCAAAUCGAAUCCAACCAGAUGUGACAAGCAUCAUGAAAGAUUCCCAAGUUGGAACGCUGAACUAUAUGUCCCCUGAGGCCAUUAAAGACACUUCAGCACAACGUGGAGAAGCAUGCUCAAAAAUAAGUCCCAAAGGGGAUGUGUGGUCCCUUGGAUGUAUCUUGUACUUUAUGACCUAUGGGAAGACUCCAUUUCAAAGCAUCACCCAUCAAAUCACCAAGCUCCAUGCCAUCAUUGAUCCCUCCCAUAAGAUCGACUUUCCUGACCUCGCUGAAAAGGAUUUGCUGAAUGUGUUAAAGAGGUGCUUGGUUCGAAAUCCUCGGGAGCGAGUAUCUAUUGCCGAGCUGCUAGAGCAUCCGUACCUGCAACUGAAGCCACACAGUUCUCCAGAACCAAAACGUCAGUGCAACAAUGAUCUCAAGAAAAUUCUAACAGAUCUUGCAGCCCUCCAGUCUCCCAACAGCAUCAUACGAGCAGCUAAUAAUCUGGCCAAAAUGUGCAGCAGCGGCAGAAAGCUAGAUGUGGCAGAGUGUGCAAAACCAACUUAAAAACAGAAAAUGCAAUGUAAAAUGUUUUUUAUAUAUAUAUAUAUAUAUAUAUAUAUAUAUAUAUAUAUAUAUAUAUAUAUAUAUAUAUAUAUAUAUAUAUAUAUAUAUAUAUUAUGCUUGUGUGGGUGUGGGUGUGUAUAUAUACACAUACAUAAUUGCAGUGAAAAUGUAUAUUCAGCAAGUUGUCGAACUAACAGCUACAGUAUUUUAUAGCAAAGUUUUUUUUUCCAACCCUUUUUCUUUGCUCAUAUCCUCUGUUAUGUGUAUCAUAAAUAAACCUACCGCUACUGUAUUCUCAGGAGUUCUGCCUUUAAUCAGUUGCUGUAAUUCCUACCAGUGUUGAGUGCAUUCAUAAUGAGGCUAAAUAACACACAAAAAACACUUGUCUUAUUCAUGAUAAAACUUUAUAGUCUUUCAAGUACCUGAAAAAGGUUAUUUUUGUUUGCUUAUAAAUACAAAAUAGUGUCACUAUUAAAUCACUAAACAAUAUCACUACUGCCCUGUUAUUUUAGUCCGGGUAGGGUUUCCCAAAUUUAGGGUUGGGUCAGUUUUUGAAUGAUCUAAGUUAUUUUUUAGCUUUGUAUCUAAUGUAUACACUUUUUGGAGAGAGAUAAAAGGCAAUAGAUUUUGAUCCCACAAGCAAUGGAAAUGAAUAAA